Molecule: messenger RNA, 1300 nt
Organism: Lates calcarifer (barramundi perch)
Lineage: Eukaryota; Metazoa; Chordata; Actinopteri; Centropomidae
Gene: mettl27
Product: methyltransferase like 27
Exons: 6
Coding region: 259-981 (240 amino acids)
Molecular function (GO): S-adenosylmethionine-dependent methyltransferase activity
Source: RefSeq, a predicted model, not a curated record
UACGAUGUCAAAAAGAAGAGGAUGAAGAAAAUAAGUAGAAAUGUUCCAUGGUCGUUCGUCUCCCUGACAGUCUUCACUGAGGGAAUUGGGAACAACAAACUACUCACUGAUACAACUUCCUGCUUAUAGAGUCCACAGCAAGUCUGUAAUGUUGUGCCAUUACAUUUAUGAAGCAGCUGGGGGAACCAAGGUGAUAUCCGAUUGUGAAGACAUUGCCAGAAAAAAACAGCCAGCGAGGCUACAUUAGGUCUUUAUACGAUGUCAGCUGUAACUAACACAUUUGAAAAUGUGAAAGCAGUUAUCUUAUCAUGUCAUAAAGGCACUACACCAAAAGAAAAGGUGGACUUCUACGAUACCUGGGCACAGAACUAUGAUCAGGAUGUGGCUGUUCUGGACUACCGUGCACCAAGUCUGGCAGCAAGCCGCAUCUCCUCCCAUUUCAGCGGUGACCGGGCAGCAGCUGCUGUGUUGGACGUGGCCUGUGGUACUGGACUGGUAGCCAAACAGCUGAAGAGACAUGGAUUUGGACAGUUUGUGGGUAUUGAUGGAAGCGAGGCUAUGCUGGAGUUGGCCAGAGAGAGCGGGUUGUACCGGGACCUGAAGCAGUCCAUGCUGGGAGAGGAGCCACUGCCUGUCCAGUGGGUGAAGCUCUUCCGCUUCACUCUUCCUCUUCCAGCGGAUUCUUUUGAUGUGGUCUUGAUCGUUGGAGCGCUGAGUGUUGGUCAGGUCCCGGUUGGUGUGGUCAGAGAGCUGUGCAAAUCCGCUAAACCAGGUGGCUACGUUUGCAUGACAACCAGAGGUAACCGUGACAAUCUGGAGUUCAAAGGCGCCCUGGAGCGUGAGCUGAAGCAGAUGGAGGACGAGGGGCUUUGGAGUUGUGUAGAGGUCACUGAAGUGAAAGACUGGGAGAGGGCAGUGUCAGAGCAGGAGGAUGGCUAUAUAUCUGGCACUGUGUACCUCUACAAGAAACUACAACUAUAGCACAGUGCCCAACAAUCUCGAUGUGACUUCACACCAGCCAAGGUACAAAACAAAAUUAUCCAAAAAGUUACAAAAUAUACAAAUAACUCACUCAAAGAAAGUGUCAGGGAUUUUUGACACUGUCAGUGUAAAUUUAAAACUUGAAAGUUUCAUGACUAUAUGUGUCAGUUUCAUGUUUAACAAUAUCUAUGUUAGAUACAUAUGCAUGUUGCUGUAAAAUGGAUCUGAAAAAUGUGCUUGUAGAUAUGUAGUUAAGUCCUCUAAACAGAAACUGAUUGAACAGACAUAGAGACUGUAAUAAAUGAAGACGUAACUUUUA